AUGGAUUUAAAUAAUCCCCAAGCUUUUCUUGAGAAUAUUCAAAGAAGGAUCAGAAUUCUUAAAGCAAAAUCCGAUCUACAAAUGAGCGUGGAAAUUCUUACUUCUUCAAUUUCACUAUUAAAGGAUAAAGUUCUCGAAAAUCAAGAGAAAUUAAAAAAGCUCUCUAUUAUCUCACAACAUGUGAUUAAUAUUUUAAAACAAUAUCCGACAGAAGAUAAGAAAGUCAACAGAUAUAUUUUGGAAUCUGUAACUGCUGUUAAAUUUAUUGUUGCAAAAUUAUCAGAAAAUAAGGAAGAAAAACAAGAAGAAUCUAUUGAUAAGACUAUUUUAGUUCUAAACAAAUUACAAGAUGCAAUAUUAGAUCUUAUUAGUUCCGAAGAAACUACACUCUCAGAUAUAUUCAACUCUGAAAGAAAAAUCGAAGAAAUACUAUAUUAUGCAGAAGAUUCAAAAUUUAUUUCAGAGGCUUUGGAUAAUACCUCAUGGAAGCAACAAAUCAACGAACAUCGUCAAAGGUUGAAUCAGUCAAACUAA
Messenger RNA from Trichomonas vaginalis G3, 534 nucleotides. RefSeq lists its product as uncharacterized. The transcript has a single exon. The record is from RefSeq and is a predicted model, not a curated record. Lineage: Eukaryota; Parabasalia; Trichomonadida; Trichomonadidae. Bases 1 to 534 code for a protein of 177 amino acids.